AUGGCUUUUAAAACAAUUGUGCAAUUAUUUUGUAAAAUUUUUAAAAUAUAUCAAGAUAUAUUUAAGGAUGAAGAGAAAACCUUUUUUAAAGAUAUUGGUAAUUCUUUACUAACAAAAAGGUCAAAAAAAACUGAGGCACUGCAAAAACUUAUGCAUAUCCGACCUGAUCUUAAAGGAAAAUCAGUUUAUUUUUUUCCAACGUUAGAUAGAUAUUUUGAAGGCAUAUUAAUGUUUGAUGCGAAAGAAAAAAAAGCCUAUGUAUAUAGUGUAAAAAAUGAUCGCAAAUAUGAGACUUUUUUUAAGUGGAUGAUUGGAUUAAAAAAUCAAAAAUUAUUCAAAGGAAAAAAAUCGUCUCUUACAACUAUUUUUUUGGAAUCCAAUCCUACCAGUCCAUCAAUUGCAUCAAUUUUACGCGAGUCAGAUUAUCCUUUAUAUUGGAAAUCAUCUAUGCUUAUGAGUCUUGAAGAUAUUUUCAUGUUAAUUCAAGAAAAUAUUUUGCUGGGAGGAAAGUUUGCUGAAAUUACAGCACAGAAGAUUAAUGGGGGUCUUGAACUUUAUUUUUUUAAAAAAGAAGGCAAAUCACUAGAAAAAAAAAUAUUAUUUAUAGCAAAAGGUAUUUUACUUGAAUAUGAAGUAUAUAUUCUUAAUCAUGUAUUGCAAGGAACGCAUCUUCCCUUUCCAGUUAAGGCAGGGAAAAGGACUCUCAAUGAUAUAAAAGAUCUUAUUCAAUAUGUUUUUUCUCUUAAUAUUUGUUAUGGACAAAGUACCACUGGUUUGGAAGAUGUAACAUAUGUACGAGGAACUCAACUAGUUAAUAAUGCACAAAACUCUAGUAAAGAACAUACUCCUUUCGCUUUUUUAGAAAAACAAGGUCAGCCCGAUGAAGCAUAUCGGCAUGUAGAUUGUAUGUUUAUAGUGAAAAGUAAGAAUAAAAAUAUAUGUGAGAAUUGUGAAAAAUUGAAAAAGACAAUGCAACAAAUUCACCGAAGAAUUUUAACUGGUAAAAAUUCUAUAAAAGUUAUACAUGCAUCCAAAAAUCUUCUUAUAGAAAAAAGAGUAGAAAAGGAAGAAGUAAAAAUAUCAGAUGAGAUGGCAAGCGUUGUUCAUGAUGUUACUAAAAAUAUUACUAGCAAAAAUACAGAUAUUUCACAUUUUCAUCCUAUUUUUGAGGAACUUAUUCGUAUUCAAACAGGAAAAUCAAAUGGAACAAGAUAUCAUCCAAUGUUUUUACGUUGGGCCAUAUCAGUUUAUAGCAAAUCUGGACAUGCGGCUUAUAGUGCAAUGAAAACAAUUAUGCGUUUACCAUCAAUAUCUACACUUAAAAGUUAUAUAAACGAAAAUGAACAAUGUUCGGGAUGGCAAAACAAAAUUGUUAGUCAGAUAUUAGCAAAUUUAACAGCAAACAAUAUUUGGGGAUAUGGACAGGUAGGGUUUUUUUCACAUGACUCUUUUAAAAUUCAAAAAGGUCUUCUUUGGGAUCAACGUAAAAAUUGUUACGUUGGUUAUUUGGACUUUGAAAAUGAAAUGCAAGAAUAUAAAGAAUUUGCUAUACAAUGUCAAAAUGAAGUUGAAUUUUCAACAGAAAAAAAUUAUUCACCAAAUUCAUUUGAUCAAAAAUAUGGACUUGCAACUCAGAUUCAUCAAUUUGUUUGGCAUUCAAUAACACAUAAUUUUUCCUUUCCUAUAGCCUAUUAUGGCAUUAAUAAUAUAACGGCACACAACUUAAAUACUUUAAUUUUUGAUCUUGCAGCAAAAUUAGAAUGUGUGGUAUACAGUCAACUCCCUCUAUAG
Rhizophagus irregularis DAOM 181602=DAOM 197198 is the source of this 1791-nucleotide messenger RNA. NCBI's taxonomy places the organism in Eukaryota, Fungi, Glomeromycota, Glomeromycetes, Glomerales, Glomeraceae. The record is from RefSeq and is a predicted model, not a curated record.